This is a messenger RNA of Colletotrichum chrysophilum, 828 nucleotides long. RefSeq lists its product as uncharacterized. The coding region runs from base 1 to 828 and encodes 275 amino acids. The transcript has a single exon. The record is from RefSeq and is a predicted model, not a curated record. NCBI's taxonomy places the organism in Eukaryota, Fungi, Ascomycota, Sordariomycetes, Glomerellales, Glomerellaceae.
AUGAAGUUCGACCUUGAAGAAGCCAAGGCUCAUCUCAGGGAACACGGCUGGGUGCGCGUGCCCUCAAUUCUCACAACGGAAGAGGCUGCGGCUGCUCUCGAUCGACUAUGGAAGGUGAAGGCUGCCGCUGAGGCCCGUGGAGAAGACACAUACCUUGCAUUUCUCGACCCAAACCCCAGUAAUGUGCGCGUUUUCUACCUGAUGGAGCUUGACAAGAUCUUCCGAGACCUCAUCUCGCACCCAACUGCCAUAUCCAUGGUCAAGGCAGUGCUUGGCGAGAAUUUCCUUAUCAGCAACUUUACUGCCAAUAUUGCUCGCCCCGGAUCCCAGAGUAUGGCUUUGCAUUCCGACCAGAGCAUUGUCUUCCCCGAUCCGUGGCAGGACGUGUGGGCGCUGAAUGUCAUCUGGUGUCUGACAGACGUCAACAAGGAGAACGGCGCGACACAGUAUAUUCCAGGGUCUAAUAAAUGGGUUUACCGCAAGCAGGUGCCUGAUAAUGCACCUGAGAUGCUGGUCCCCUUUGAGGGCAAGGCUGGCGACAUCAUUGUCAUGGACGGCCGCGUGUGGCACACCUCGGGCAGCAACACUACCAAGGAUCAGGACCGCGCUCUGUUGUUUGGCUAUUACACUGCACCUUUCAUGCGUCAGCAGGUCAAUUGGACUGCCAAGCUGCCCAAGGAGAUCCAGGAUUCGUGCAGCGAGGAGCUCAGGGAGUGGCUUGGCCUCAAUCCCGUUGGAAACAUUGGCAUGACGGGGGAUCUGCGAUACAUGUCGGUUCAGUACCCUGAGGGCAAGACAAUUGCUAGCGAGACGGUAGCCAGUGGUUGA